This is a messenger RNA of Neltuma alba, 787 nucleotides long. Its product is annotated as protein LURP-one-related 17. The record is from RefSeq and is a predicted model, not a curated record. NCBI's taxonomy places the organism in Eukaryota, Viridiplantae, Streptophyta, Magnoliopsida, Fabales, Fabaceae. The transcript has 2 exons. The coding region runs from base 35 to 691 and encodes 218 amino acids.
AUAUAGAAAAAGAGAGAGAGAGAGAGAGGGGAAGAUGAGGGUGUUUCCAAAGUUCAGAUCGUUUUCAAGAGCAGUACACGAGGAACGAGAUAGUGAGCAGGAGAAGAAGGCGUACCCGAGAACGGAAGGAACCCCGUGCGCAUCGCUAACAGUUUGGAGGAAAUCACUUGUAAUUAGCUGUGAAGGAUUCACGGUAAUCGAUUCUGAUGGAAAUUUGGCGUAUCGGGUCGAUAACUACGACGAGCGCCCAGAGGAAGUCGUUCUCAUGGAUGGCGCCGGAAAAUCUGUCCUCACCAUGCGCCGCCGCAGGAAACUUGGACUUGGAGAUUGCUGGUUAGUAUAUGAAGGGGAAGUGGGUAACUGCGGUUUGAGAAACGGAUCAACAGAGAGUCCAAUUUUUUGUGUGAGGAAGCAUGUGAAUAUUUUACAGGGCAAUACCAACGUUCAGGCGUACAUAUACCGUGGAACUUCAGAUAAACGACAUGCGUUUUCAGUUGAAGGUUCUUUCGCACAUAGGACAUGUAAGGUACUUGAUGAGUCGAAGGAGGUGGUUGCUGAGAUUAAGAGGAAGGAAGCCAGUAGCAAAGGCGCCUCGUUUGGACUAGAUGUUUUUCAGUUGAUUGUACAGCCAGGUUUUGAUGCUGGGUUUGUAAUGGCCCUCGUUUUGCUCCUUGAUCAAAUGUUUUCUUGACACUUCGCUUAUUUUUCCAUUACCCACCUAUCACACGCUGUGUAUGAAUACUUUGAGAAGAAAUACAAUUCCAGUUUUGGUCUCUCAUUAUGAUUA